GAUUGGUUUAUUGGGACAUAAUCCUUCGGGAGCCUAAAAGCAUCCAUGUGUCACAGUUUUUUGACCCAUUUCCCUCCACUCCCCAGUUUUUGCCUAUUACAAUUAAAGCUUCUGAAAAACAUUCAUGUAGAUAACUUUGAGUGGACCAAUACUUUCAUUACUCUUGGGUAAACACCUAGGCAUAUAAUUGCUGAGUCAUAUAAGUAUAUGUUUAACUUUUAAGAAACUGUACAUUAUUUUCCGAAGUAAAUAAUGUACAAUUGUUGUACAUUAUUUGUACAAUUUGCAUUCCUGCCCGCCAAGUACAAGAGCUCCGGUUUUGGGGGCCAGUCUUUUGGACGGCAGCCAUUCUGGGUGCACCUGGUGUUUUCACCUGCGAAUAGAGCAGAGGGUUUCUUGGACUUCCUGAGCCCCAGUUUUCUCAUGUGUGAAAUGGGGAUGAUCAUCUCACCUCUAAAAGGCGGUGUGAGGACAUUGGCAGUGGCUAAGGCUGGGACCAGAGGUCUGCGAAGGACAAUUUGGGUAGCUGCGCGGAGAGGGGUCAGCACCUUUUUGUUCUGCCAAGGGAAUGAGGAGACUGAGAACCAAAGAGGGAAAGUGAUCUCUCCAAAGUCGUAGGAUAAUUGGUAGAGUGAGACAAAAGUCCAAGCCUCUAACUGCGGAGACCAGCGAUCUUUCUACUUCACUCUUGGAAAGAGAUCCUAAGAUCUCUGCAAAUUAUCUUGCAAGGGAAAAAAAUGCCUAAAGUCAAAAGAAGCCGGAAACCCCCCCUAGACGGCUGGGAGUUGAUGGAGCCAGCACUGGAUGAAUUGGAUCAAAAGAGGAGAGAAGAACAUUAUGAAUACUGUAUUAAAGAAGGCUACGCAGACAAAAACCUGAUUGCAAAGUGGAAAAAGCAGGGGUAUGAGAACUUGUGCUGCCUGCGAUGCAUUCAGACUCAGGACACUACUUUUGGGACGAACUGCAUUUGCCAGGUUCCCAAAAGCAAGCUGGAAGUGGGUCGCAUCAUCGAGUGCACACACUGCAGCUGCCAGGGCUGCUCUGGCUGAGGCCAUCUGGCUCUGAGCCCUCUCCAUCCUGGACUUUGGACCUUGCAGGUUCUUACUGUCCCACCCUCUUCCUGGGAGCAGCUCUUCUUGGAGCAGCACCCUGGGCCCAAG
Molecule: messenger RNA, 1160 nt
Organism: Heterocephalus glaber (naked mole-rat)
Lineage: Eukaryota; Metazoa; Chordata; Mammalia; Rodentia; Bathyergidae
Source: RefSeq, a predicted model, not a curated record